This is a messenger RNA of Fundulus heteroclitus (mummichog), 3758 nucleotides long. Its product is annotated as zinc finger protein DPF3. Gene Ontology annotation, cellular component: nucleus. The transcript has 11 exons. The coding region runs from base 103 to 1146 and encodes 347 amino acids. The record is from RefSeq and is a predicted model, not a curated record. Lineage: Eukaryota; Metazoa; Chordata; Actinopteri; Cyprinodontiformes; Fundulidae.
CCAGGGAUUGGUCCACGAAUUCGCCUCGAGUUCCGAUUGGCCAGCCGCCCUAGGUUUCCCUCAGAACUGCAAGACGCCGAUAUUGCGUUACAUUGUAGCAAAAUGGCGGCUGUCAUUCAGAAUCCACUGAAAGCGUUGGGCGACCAGUUCUAUAAGGACGCCAUCGAGCAGUGCCGCAGCUACAAUGCCCGCCUGUGUGCCGAACGCAGCGUCCGCCUGCCGUUCCUGGACUCUCAGACCGGCGUGGCCCAGAACAACUGCUACAUCUGGAUGGAGCGCCACCACCGAAGCCCCGGUGUUGCAGCGGGGCAGAUGUACACUUACCCCGCCCGCUGCUGGAGGAAGAAGAGGCGGCUCCACAACGCCACGGAUCCCCGCCUGGGCAUCUACGGCCUCCAGCUCGAUGGCGGCCUUAUGUCCAGAGACGCUUUGCCCACCCAGAGCACCACGCUGGAGGCUCUUCUGCGAGGAGAAGGUCUGGACAAGAGGAACAACUCAAAGAAUGAUGAGGAAAGUCUGCUAGAGAUCCAGAGGGUUCUGGAAGCGGACGCGGCAGAAGACGCCUUCAACGACGACGACGAUUACGAGGUGGACACUCCUAAGAGGAGACAUCGAGGCAAGGGGAGAGGCCGGGGUUCAGGCCGCAGGAGGACAGAUCUGGAUGACGAUAAGCCAUACGUCUGUGACAACAGAUACAAACAAAAGCAGAACUCAAAGACUUUGACCUCAGUCUGUACAAAGCGUUACAGGAACCGCACAGGACUAAGUUACCACUACACUCAUUCCCACCUGGCAGAGGAGGACAGAAGCGGGGAGAGAAGCUCGGUGGCGUCCCGCUCCCCCUCUGCACCACAGACUGACAGGCACAAACGUCCAAAGGGUUCUGGUGGGACCAGCAUUCCCAACAACUACUGUAACAAAUGCCAGGGCACAAACAGGAAAACGGGUAAAUCUGGGUCUCCCUGCACAGCCUGCCAAUGCACAACUGGCGGUGGGGAGGAGAAGGAAGACGGCAAAUUCGCUGCAGCCGAGGAGCUUUUCGGCACCACCUCGGAGAGCGACACCUCCACCUUUCACGGCUUUGAGGACGACGAGCUAGAAGAACCGGCCGCCAACGGCAACGGGAUAUCCAGCCGCCACAGAUAGACUUGCUAGAUUUUAAGGGACACUUGUUUCAAAUAUAUAUACGGAUUACCCUCUGGCAAAAAUCAGCUGCUUCUUUUUCAAUUUUUUUUUUUUUUUUUUUUUUUUUGUUCUUUGUUUUGUUUUCAGAAAGCACAAAGUGAUCAUUUCCAGACAGAAAUGCAAGUGGUAUUUUAUCUACUGAACAUUGUUGAAUAAUUUAUGGAGACAUUUUUUUAUAUUAAUAUGCGGUAUAAACUGACCUUUAAUGCAACAAACUAUCAACGUUUCCUAAAAAGGUGACUGUGUAAGACAGAAGAAGCUUUUGGUGUGCUUUUUUUUUUUUAAGUUUUCUUCAUUUCCCUUCGUUGGAGUAGAAGUAGCAAAAAGCUAUGAACAAAUGCAAACACUGGAGCAGUUAGAGACAAUUUUGAACAAGUGAAACUUUACAGCGAUGAGUUGGGUAGGGUGAUCGAAUUUCUACGAGGAAGAUACUUGCAUCGAAGGUCUACUGGAUGUUCUUAGGUCAGAAGUCUGCGGGACUUUGAAGGGCUCCUCUUCUCCGCUCUCUCUGGGAAUAUAAAAAAAAAUGUGUGAAAGUGAAGAAACCAUGGAAAAUUACAAGCCACUGGAAAUAUUGGGAAAUGGAAGUCUGUCUUGUUUUCACCGAAAGGGACAUAAUAAAUGAAAGGGCACGUUACAUCCUGUUCUACUCUAACUAUCGAUCAUCUAUUGUGCAGGAGCGGUGAGCACGUUGCCAUGUUGCCCAGAGAUCAGGGGAUGACCAGUGAAGAAGAGGAUUUGACCCCUUAAAAACUAACGAGCCUCCUCGUCCGUCCUGAUUCGGGCUCCGAACACGCGACUGAAAAAAGCCUUCCAGGAGCAGCGUGGCGUAAUUGAAGCAACUGCUCCCCAGACAUUAUGUAUCGACCCUCCUUGAAACGUUUGAAACGCGAGCGUCCGGCCUCAUUUAAUCCUAUCUGCACUGUGUCGGGAGCUCCUCUCUGGACUGCGGGAAGGCUAAAGGCCAGGCCUUUGGACUGCUUGUGCCCGACGAGCACAUCUGGGGCGACCCGGCUUGCCCGCUUCUGCUCUGUGACUGUGUGUCUGCCGCUUGACCUGAUGCGAUAUGAAGACAUCGUUAUCCUGAACACUGUGCUAGCCUGCCGCUCUGCACUGAAAACCAGCUUUGACAGCCAUGACUCCUCCAACCUGGUCAGACCAGUGACCCCCCCCCCCCCCCCUCUCCCCCCUUCGCUGACCUGCAGCCAUAGAGUCGGUGCUCAAAUCCACCACUAUUACAUGCAGACCUCUGAACUAUGUAAUCUUCUAACUUGGAAAGUUUUUUUUUUUUCUCCUGUUUUAGUCUGUUUUUGCAAUUAAUCUUUAACGAAUCAAAGCAAUCCUUCUGGCUUUUUUUCUUCUGGCAUGCUUUUUCUGCUGUACAAGCUUUCAGUUUUAGGCUCUUUUAGGAGUUGCUUUCAGUCUGUGCCGAUACAUCUGGCUGAUCAGGUGCACAACACUCACAGCUACUCAGGCAUCUUUGUUUUUUUUUUUAAUAUUUUCCUGGUGAUUCUUCAGCUUCUCAGAUCAGCGAUUGUACUCAGACGACGAGGAGGGACGGCAACAUCCACACCGCGAUUCCUUCUUUUUUUUUUUUUUAAUCAGCAGUACCUAGGAAGGAUUCAAUGAUGCAGUAAUCGGAUGCUAGAGGAAAACACCUGCAAUAACGAGCUUUAUCUGUUUGCUUAUUUCAUUUGAAAUUUUUAUAUGUUUAAUAUUUAAGGGUUAAACAAAAAAAAUGUCUUAUUUGGUUAAAAAAAAAAUGUUUUUGUUACUAGAGAGAAACUACUGUUCAAAUUCACACCCUGAAUUAUAGAAGGUGUACUCACGGGGUUUUUGUGGGCCUAAUUGCUUUAUGACAUUUAAAAAGGUGCUUUGUGUGCUGAAUCAAGAAGCCGUUAGGUCCAAAGGUUGCACAAGCUGUUUGAGAGGUGUGUGGAUAUGCAGCAUCGCUGCUCCGUUAUUCCUGCGUGUUGCUUAUGACUGGUUUGUGCAUUCAAAAAAUCAUAUUUCCUCACUUCCCUCAGGGACCCCCUUCCCCACCCAACGUUUUUUUUUUUUUUUUUGAAUCUCCACAGGAUAAAGAAUGCUUCUGAAACUUGUCGUCUUCCCAUGUAUCAGUUCUAUGUCCUUUCCGUUUUAAUAUGGGGUUUUAUCUUCCAAAGUCCCACCACAAAGUGAAAGACGUGUCCUAACCUGUUAAAUGUCGCUAAUACUAACAGGUAAAAGUACUUGCAUCUCUUAGCUAAAAGCUCAAAAAGAAGAAGAAAUAUCUGCUUAAACUAAAAAGCGUCACCUUUUUAUUAAAAAAGCCGGUAUACCUCGUCACAGACACAGCAAUAGGCCUUGGUACUCCUUAUGAAGCCUGCCGAGGGAGGGGGGGGCUUAGAGAAGGAGGAACUGGGGGCAAACGGAGCCAUGAAGAGUGGAACGGACAUGACCGGGUGUUGUUUUUGUUUCCCACGUUUUUUUCCUGCUGUAAAUAUAAGUCAAAAAGGAGAGAAUGAAGAAGUGUUUGUUUGGUAAACUAUUUUUAUUGUUCUGAAAAAAUAAAGACAAAAAUAAGGAACAAA